AUGUCACUCUCUCUCGCUGCUGCUGACCUCGAGGUUAUAAGGAAGAAGAACUUUUUGUUUCACCUCUUCGGCCCAUUGAUGCAUAACUAUUUGUUCCAAAAAUUGGGAUGUAACGGUUAUGUCUACGAGUGUCUUGACUCGUAUGGUUUGGAGGCUUUCGUUGAGCUCAUUAAUGCCAACAAGGGCGUCACUUCAUGGAGCGACCUCAAGUACAUUGGAUCUGCCGUCACCAUGCCUUACAAGGUCGCUAUUAUUCCACACUUAGACGAAAUCGAUUUCAACGCCCAGUCUGUCGGUGCUGUCAACACAAUUUACGUCAGAUUCAAGGACGGAAAGGCCAUCAACAUUGGUACCAAUACCGAUACCGUCGGCAUCAGAGACGCUUUCCAAUACAACGUGCCUGAAGCUACUGCCAAAGGCCAAGGUAAACCAGGCCUUGUGUACGGCGGAGGCGGUGCCUGUCGUUCUGCCGUGUAUGCCUUGAAGGAGUAUUUGGGCUGUUCCAAGAUCUACUUGGUCAACAGAUUCGCUCUGGAGGUUCACAAAAUCCAAGAGGAAAUGGCUGCCAAUGGCUUCACAGGUGAAAUAGUUCACAUCGCCACGCCGGAACAGGCUCGUGAGGUUGAGUCUCCACAAUUAAUUGUUUUGGCUGAAAAAUUGGCCAGAAACACCUUGGAAGUGUUCAUUCAACAAGAAGAGAAGGGAGCUGUGCUUGAAAUGUGCUACCACCCCACACAGAUCACUCGUCUUUACAAUGCGUUCCAUGAGGCUGGUUGGGACGUUGUUGGGGGCAUCGAGGCAAUGAUCUACCAAGGAUUUGCCCAGCAAGUUUUGUGGACCGGAUACUCCUUAGAGGAGAUGCCCACCAAGGAUGUGGUCGACUAUGUCAGAGAGACAAUAGAAGAACCAUGUCUUAGACAUGACCUUGUCACCAUCAAGUUGUAA
Messenger RNA from Candidozyma duobushaemuli, 945 nucleotides. Its product is annotated as shikimate dehydrogenase family protein. Gene Ontology annotation, biological process: chorismate biosynthetic process; shikimate metabolic process. Lineage: Eukaryota; Fungi; Ascomycota; Pichiomycetes; Serinales; Metschnikowiaceae. The coding region runs from base 1 to 945 and encodes 314 amino acids. Gene Ontology annotation, molecular function: shikimate 3-dehydrogenase (NADP+) activity. The record is from RefSeq and is a predicted model, not a curated record. The transcript is spliced from 3 exons.